Xiphias gladius (swordfish) is the source of this 2769-nucleotide messenger RNA. It is a transcript of the gene hhla2b.1, whose product is annotated as HERV-H LTR-associating 2b, tandem duplicate 1. Lineage: Eukaryota; Metazoa; Chordata; Actinopteri; Istiophoriformes; Xiphiidae. The record is from RefSeq and is a predicted model, not a curated record. Gene Ontology annotation, cellular component: external side of plasma membrane. The coding region runs from base 457 to 1776 and encodes 439 amino acids. The transcript has 8 exons. Gene Ontology annotation, biological process: immune response; positive regulation of T cell proliferation; cell surface receptor signaling pathway.
CACGCUGUACCCAUUACAAUACAAGACACACCGAGUUUAAGAUAACGCGGGACUAAUGAGGUUGAUAAAAAAAAAGUUACUGUUAGUGCCCUAGUACCGUCAACACAAAGUGUUAUUAACAGAGGAGAUAAGACGUCAACAAGUGCUGCUGUGCGUUUCAGAGGCAGCACAGUCGGCAAAGCGUGUUCCUGCACUCAUUUUUCGCUGACGUCUUGGUGCUUUGCAGCCGUAUUUCACUCACCACAUUCUCCGAGAGAUCCAAGGAAAAACCACCAGGAGGGGGAAAAAAAAAAAAGAGAGUGGAAAGUCUCGGCUGAAAUCACCACAGUGGAAGAAGUAUGGACUGAGGGCCUGUCUGCGAGUGUUUCUCUGCAUCAUCGAAGUGUGUGCGCGCGUGUGUGUGUGUGUGUGUGGGUGUGUGUGCGUGUCUUAAAUGCGACUAGCUGAAAGGAAAUCAUGUCAGCGAUACACACCUGGGCCUGUCUCCUCCUCUGGAUCGGCUUUGCCACACAGGACAAAACCCCAGACGUCACCGUGACGUGCUUUGUUUCGGAGGAGUGCGUGCUCCCCUGCAGCUUCAAGCCCGGCAGCAAGGAGACCAUCGUGUGGUUCCGGCAGGACGUGGUGGUGUACAAGUUUGAGCGGGGGGGCGGCGACGACGACGACGACGAAGACGACGACGACGAUGACGACGACGACAACGACAGCAGCAGCGAGGAGCACCGCGACCCCAAGCAGCUCGAAGGACGCGCGUCCGUUUUCCCGCACCUGGUGUCCCGCGGCAACGCCACCCUGAUCCUCAGGAGCAGCGGCCUCAAGGACAGAGGCACGUACAGGUGUCACGUGCGCACGUCGAGCGGCGAGCACAACGCAAAAGUUAUCUUGAAGGUGGAAGCGCCCAUCCGACUUUUGUCUCUGGAGCUGUCGAGGCUGAGCGGCUACGAGGAGAUGAAGUGCAGCAUCCGCAAUGUCUUCCCGGCUCCUCGUGUAGCCUGGGCGACCGAGCCGCCCACCUUCGAGGACCUCCGACCGGUCACGCGCAUGCUGGCCGACAAACAGGGGCUGUACACGGUGGACAGCCGCCUCAGACUGCUGAACGGACGACCGGACCUCAUAUACAUCUGUAAAGUCACCACCCCCUACGGCAGUCCGGCCUGGACUGCCUCGCUCAGGGAAAGAGAAAUAAAAGGAACUCAGGGGAGAGAUCUGACCAUCCCCUGCUCCGCCCCUCCUUACCUGAACAACCCCGCCCUCGACUGGAGCUUCUCCAGAGGCGACGACCCCUCCCACAUCCUCACCUACGACAUUCGGUCGGGGUACAGCGUCUUCACGCCGCCGUGGGACAAGACCGUGGAGCUGGACGGCUUCAGGGUCCCGUUUGGAGACGGCUCUUUGCGACUGAUGGACCCCAAGGGGGGGGAGCACACGGGCAGCUACGCCUGCACGUUCUCCUUGCCGUACAUCACACACACCGAUCGCACCGACGUCACCAUCGACGGCCCUGUCGGUCAGCAAAGGAAGCCAUGGGAGCCGUCUUACUGGUGGAUCGUCGGCCUGGUGAUUACGGGGCUGGUUCUUGCCCUGGCAGGACUGCUGGCCUUCCUGAAGGUGAAAGGAAACUUGGGAAGGAAGCCCAGAAACGACCCUGAGGAGGUGACGGAGCUGCAUUUGGUCAAAGACCCGACAGCAGACCGUAACCCGAACGAGAGCAGCGCCUUUAAUGCCGGCGGCACCAACGGACAAUCGGGGCCCCAGACCGGCACUCGGUUAACCUGAGGGCAAACGGAAGCACCGAGCCGGCAACCCCUACACUAACAAAACACUAACAAAACCAACACACACACACACACACACCGAAGAGGAACUAAGAAUUUCUACAUGAAUUAUACUGGAUUAUACUAUAAGCUUUCAAACGACUACUUUGGCCUUUUUGGGUGUUUCUGGUUGCUCUUCUCGGUCCAUUUGGAUUUUAGAGGAAACCCUGAUAAACCGCUACUUUUGAUGCGGACGUGCAGAGCACGCACUCCCGAGCGUUAGGGAAAAAAAAUGCUUUCUGCGUCUUCAUGAAGGGUUUGCGGAACCUCGAGAGUGUAGCUAGAACUUUUUUCUUUUUGAGGGAAAUGUUUUCCUGCGAAGAACCCUAAAGGCGCUGCCUGCCGAAUCUAAAAGCCAGCUCCCAUCCCAAGAACUGUUGGAGAUGUUUUGUCGAAACUAUGGAACUUAGUUCAGAUGAGGGGGCGGGGUUUGCGGCGGUCAAAGCGGUUUGACUGCCGUGGCUGCUACUUGUGCGCGCUCGCAACAGAAAGCUGUCCGGCAAAAAUUCAUCACUAGGCUCAUUAUUAGUUCCUGGAACUAAUUUUGUCCAAAAAAAAAAAAAAAAAAAAAAUUGUAUGAUGUUUUCAGAUGAAGUCUUCUCUUCUCUUGGGGGCGGAGUCAGUUGUCCCCGGGGCGGUUAGGGAUGUGUCCUCGUGCUCUCUGCCGCGGCCUCGACUGACCUGCUGCACCGCUUCCAAGAGGCCACGUUCCUUCUGGGAGUCGCCGCCUGGAUAAUAAAAAAAAUAUGGGCUGUGACUCCGAGGAAGUGACUGCGUCUGCACAACGCACGGUUUCAGUUUGACGUGGAGGGAGUAACCCUUUAAACACGCCGUCAAACACUGAUAAGAGAUGUGGGAUUGUUGAUCUGUCUCUCUGCACUGCAACGUUUCAUGAGUUGUACCUGACCUCUGUCACAGAUUAAUAUAACGUUAUUAAAAAAGACUAACUUUCUGA